ACAAUCGAACUCCAUUAUAAGGGUGAAAUUGUGCAUAUAAAUGAUGAAGACAUAUCCUAUUUUGGAGGUGAAGUUGUAUACUUGGAUUGGAUUGAUCCAGACUGUUUGUCUUUGUUCGAGCUAGAUGGUUAUGUUGUCGACAUCGGUCAUAUGGAAAGUAUGAGAAUGGUGGAGGAAUAUAGGACGACACAUGGUUGGGCAUAUUAUUGGAGUCUGCCGGGAGAAAGAUUGAAAGCAGGACUGCAAGAGCUGACAAGUGAUAGUGAUAUUCUGGACAUGGCUGCCAAGAUAGUUCUAGAAACCAAGUUUGUAGAGGUUUAUCUGAUCAAUAAAGAUGAGUUAAGGAAGGCUACAUUAGAAGCAUAG
Linum tenue is the source of this 366-nucleotide messenger RNA. NCBI's taxonomy places the organism in Eukaryota, Viridiplantae, Streptophyta, Magnoliopsida, Malpighiales, Linaceae. The record is from the annotation of a GenBank genome assembly.